AUGGACCAUAGCCAUAAAAUCAGCACUGCUGGGCAAACUGACAGUGCCAUAGGAGGAGGGUUAGAGGAGGACCUGGUCAUGGAGUGCAGUCUUUCCACAGCAGACCAGGACUGUGGAACCAGUCGGAUCACAAGUCACACAAAUCUCUAUGCAGCGCUCAUUCGAACUGUGGUUGUGCUACUCUUUCUGACACUUGCCCUGGUCAUACUUCUUAAAGAUAAAUGUCACAAAGUGCUAGGAAUCUACAUUAACAGAACCACUCAGACUGCAGAAGCGGAGGAAGUGAAGAGUGAGGUUGUUCUGAGUCAUGUCACGAGUGCAGCAGGGUUAAUCCAUGUGUCUGGAUAUGAAGGGAGAGAAGCUAAAGUUUCUUGCCGCUAUGGAAAAGGUUAUGAGUCUUAUGAAAAGUACCUGUGCAGGAAUGACUGUGGUGACGAUGAUGUUCUGAUUACGACCACAAUAGGAAAGAGAAGCAGAUACUCCAUCUCUGAUGACAAAAAUUCAAGAGUCUUCACAACGAUCAUUUCUGAUCUCAGUUCUACGGAUGCAGGGAAAUAUUGGUGUGGGGUGACCAGGACUGGAAAGGAUAUCUACACUGAAGUAAAGCUGGAUGUAAAACCAGACCACUGCUGUGAACAUUUCACCAAAGUCCAAGGUUAUGAGGACAGUUCAGUGUCCAUCAGUUGUCCAUACGAGUCUGAGGACAGGAACAACCUGAAGUACAUCUGCAGAGGAAACAAGCCCUCCACAUGUCUGCAGGAGGCAGUAGUCACUUCUAACCUCAAACAAAAUGGACAGUUCAGCAUUAACGAGGACAAAACUUCGAGGAAUUUUACAGUGACCAUUAGAAGUUUGACCCAAAAGGAUUCUGGGAUGUACCUUUGUGGUAUCCAAAGAAACACCGGCCUGGAUGUCUUCUCUGGUUUUAAGCUGGAAGUCAAAGGUGAGAGGUCAUGGCUCUAAUUCAUCACAUUGCAGUGAAACAUUA
Molecule: messenger RNA, 988 nt
Organism: Scomber japonicus (chub mackerel)
Lineage: Eukaryota; Metazoa; Chordata; Actinopteri; Scombriformes; Scombridae
Product: polymeric immunoglobulin receptor-like
Exons: 6
Coding region: 1-963 (320 amino acids)
Source: RefSeq, a predicted model, not a curated record